Pelodiscus sinensis (Chinese soft-shelled turtle) is the source of this 4668-nucleotide messenger RNA. RefSeq names its product RAB11 family interacting protein 3 (gene RAB11FIP3). The record is from RefSeq and is a predicted model, not a curated record. NCBI's taxonomy places the organism in Eukaryota, Metazoa, Chordata, Testudines, Trionychidae. Gene Ontology annotation, molecular function: calcium ion binding. Gene Ontology annotation, biological process: regulation of cytokinesis; endocytic recycling. Gene Ontology annotation, cellular component: recycling endosome membrane; endocytic vesicle; midbody.
GGGGGCUCCUCGCCGGCCGGCCAGGAGAUGGACCUUCUCCCCUCCUUCCAUUGCCCCGGCGACCUGAGCCAGCCCCCCGACUCCGGCCAGCCUGCGCCCAGAGCGAGCGACUCCCCCGGCUGCGAAGAAGACGAGCCCCGUCUCCGAGCCGUGUUCGAUGCCCUGGACCGAGACGGGGAUGGCUUCGUGCGGAUAGAGGAGUUCGUGCAGUUCGCUACAGUCUAUGGAGCAGAACAGGUGAAGGACCUAACAAAAUACCUAGACCCCAGUGGACUUGGAGUAAUCAGCUUUGAAGACUUCUACAGCGGGAUUGGAACGAUCAGAAAUGGAGAUUCUAACAGCCAGCGGUACGAGAUGGGGUACACCCGAGAGGAGGAGACUCCCGUCUGUCCUGAUGAGUUUGACGACUUCGUCACGUUUGAGGCAAAUGAGGUGACUGACAGCGCCUACGUGGGUUCCGAGAGCACCUACAGCGAGUGCGAAACCUUCACAGACGAGGACACCGGCACGCUGGUGCAGCACGAGAUGCAUGACGAAGUAGAAACCGACAGUGCUAUUGAUUCCACGGUGCACUCAGAGUUCACCGACCCUAUAGAGGAGCCAGAGAACGGGUCCCACCCACACGACCUGCCCUUGAACUCAGACCUCCACCCCCACUCCGUCGUUACGGUAAUCAGUGGGGAGGAGCACUUUGAGGAUUACGGCGAAGGGAAUGAAGCGGAUUUGUUCUCCGACAGCCUGUGUAACGGGGAAACCAGCUUCAGCAACUCCUCUUUCCUGUCUCCCAGCGUCAACCCGCUCGUUGCGAAACUGCACAGCAUUGUCACUGAUGAGGCCUUUGAGUUUCACUGUAGCCAGUGCCACAAACACAUCAACCGCCUCGAGGACCUUUCCGCUCGCCUGAGUGAUCUUGAAAUGAAUAGUCCAAAUAAACGGCUCUCGAGCAAGAAGGUAGCAAGGCACUUGCACCAGACAGGCACCCUGGCCGUGGAUGUGAUGGAAGAACCACUGCGGGACCCCCUGGAGCGUGCGGAGGAGGACCUCACCGACAAGGUCGUCUUCCUGGAAAAGAGGGUAACCGAGCUGGAAAAGGACACGGCGGCCAAUGGAGAGCAGCACAGUCGGUUGAAGCAGGAAAACCUGCAGCUGGUGCACAGAGCGAAUGCCCUGGAGGAACAGCUGAAGGAGCAAGAGUUGAAAGCAGACGAGACGCUCCUGGAGGAGACCCGAAAGCAGCGAGAUCUCCUGACCCGGCUGGAGAGAGAGAAGAGCAUUGAGAUCGAGAAUCUGCAAGCCAGGCUGCAGCAGCUGGAGGAGGAGAACGGCGAGCUGCGAUCCUGCGUCCCCUGUCUGAAAGCCAACAUCGAGAGGCUGGAGGAGGAGAAGCAGAAGCUGGUAGAUGAGAUGGACGACCUCGCCGCGCUCCUGGGGGAGGAGCAGGAAAGCAAGCGGAAGAUGGGAGACAAGCUGACCCACGAGAGGCACCAGUUCCAGAAGGAGAAGGAAUCCACCCAGGAGCUGAUCGAGGACCUGCGCAAGCAGCUGGAGCACCUGCAGCUGUUUAAGCUGGAGGCGGAACAGCGGCGCGGCCGGAGCAGCAGCGCGGGACUCCAUGAGUACAACAGCAGGACGCGGGAGAGCGAGCUGGAGCAAGAGAUCCGGCGGCUCAAGCAGGACAAUCGCACCCUGAAGGAUCAGAACGACGAGCUGAAUGGACAGAUCAUAAACCUGAGCAUUCAGGGAGCCAAGAACCUCUUCUCCGCUUCCUUCUCCGAGUCCCUGGCUGCCGAAAUCAGCUCCGUCUCCAGAGACGAGCUGCUGGAGGCGAUUCAGAAGCAGGAGGAGAUCAACUCCCGCCUGCAGGACUACAUCGACAGGAUCAUCGUGGCCAUCAUGGAAACCAGCCCCUCCAUCCUGGAAGUGAAGUGAAGGCAGCCGGGCGCUGCAGCCCGCCUGCGGAGGGCCAGGGUGGACUUGGCGCGCCGAGAGGCGAAGGAGACUUCGAUCUCGAUGACGGGACGCGCGGUCUCACUUCGGCCCGCCGGAUGAAUUCCUCCCAGGGCCGGGGGAAGCGAAAAUGGCAACAAAGCUUUGUUGUGGGCCGCUCCCUCGAGACCCCGGCUGGCUAUGGGGCGCAAGGGAAUCUGGAGGAACAUGUGGUGCGGGGGAGGGGGGAGGAGGGGUCCUGACUCCCCACAGCAGAACAAAUCAAAUGGUGGGACAGCCGCACGCUGGACCCUGGCAGGAGGUGACUCCGAAAGGCCUCCUGACCCAGCUGGAGCCCUAGAUGACUUCUCUCCAUGGAGCGGGCGGAAGGAAGGGGGCAGGGCGAUGGGCAGCUUGGGUAUGGGGCGCAACGGGGGUUUACACACUCCUGGGCAUUUGCAUGUGCGCGCUCCGGCUCGGUAACGCCGCGGCAGCCGCUUCGAAUGCGCCGUGGGGCUGGCUCCGCUCCUCGCAUGAUUCCCGGGGCUGGCUUCCUGCAGCGCUGGCUCCGUCAGCUGCACAGCUUAGCACGCCUCGAUCGCGUCGCAGCUGGGCGGGGCUGUAGUCGGGUAGCGAGUGGCCGGGGGCCACCACGGGGCUUAGACGCAGGGACAGCAGCUCCCCGGCCUGUGAGAUUUCGGCCUGGCUGAUUAGCGAAGACCUGCCAGCUGGCAGUGCCUCCUCGCUUCUGCCGCACGCCGGGCAGGGCUCAGCCUGGCACAGCCAGCCAGGCGUGUAAGGCAGCCCGGUGCGGCAGAGAAGACCACGACCCGUUCACAUGCUGCUUUCAGGGUCCAAGUGCUGUUACACGUCACUGCUGUGCGCUACGGGCCCGAAUGCCAGCGCUGGCGCCCCUCCCAGGCGGGCUCCCCCAUUCCCCUUGGCUUGCCAGGACACUGGAGUCGCGUAAUGACUCCAAGCUGGGGACCAGCGGCUGCUGCUUUGACCCCAGGCCGCCUGCGGGGGGUUCCAGCCUUUCCACCCAGUGAGGCUGGUGCUGGCAUGCGAAAAGGUGCAACGGAACCGGCGGCCCGCUGGCACCCGAGAGCCUUGCUAACGCGGGACCAUUCGAAGCGCCUGACCAAACUGGGCCGCUGCCUUUGAAGCCCUGGCCAGUGCAUCAGCCAGGAAGUCAAAGCCGCAGUUGCUCAACAGCACCCAGUGGCUUUGGGCCCCAGGCCGGCACACUCCCGACUGACUCGGCUCCUGGGCUUAGCUCUUCCUCCGCUGAAAAAAUCCGGUUCCUCCUGUUCCCCUGCCAUCUGCCCCCAGGCUGCUCUAGGAGCCCACACGAAACGACUCCCCUGUGCUGGCUGAAACCCCAGCUGGCCCGUUCCCAGGCGCAGGCGACGUUGACUCGACAGGCGGUUUCUGUUGGAGCCGGGGGUGAGUCGCUUGCAGAAGGGCCUAGUUAGCCAGGCCAAGGUGGCGAAUCCUGCCGUGGUGGUUUGCUCUGCAGCUUCCUAAAUGUGCCCCUGGGCCACAGAGCCAGGGCAUCUGCACUGUUGGCCCAGCUGCUCAGCAGGGCAACCAGGGCCAGCUGCUCCCUCUGAGUGCUGGAGAGUAAUAACACCCCGACCACUGUGACUACAGAGCCAGCAUCUUGCCUUCCUCUUAAUCCAGGAAGGAGAAGCCCUGGGCCCCAGGCGGCUUUCUUCAGGGCAGGCACAAUUGCAGAGUGUGAUUCGUGCUGCCCCCGAGGAGGUCUCUAAGGUGGGGGAGGGCCGUGGGGAGCGAUCCCCCAACCCAGGCAGUGGUGCUGGCCGUCCCUGGCGUUCCUGUCACGCUAGCGCAGCGGUGGUUUCAUGGGGCGUCCGUGUGGAUUUGCCCGGAUUUCAAAUGAGGUGCUGCUGGGUAAGAGAAUGAGGUGGGGGCGGGGUGCAGGUCGCUGCUUUCAACUCCAUCUCCCCCAUGCCAGGGCGGGGCUCCCAUCUCACUGGGCCCUCCGAGAAGUCCCCGGUCGCGCUCUGAACACACCGACCCUCGGGCUUGUCUUCGUACUGUGCCGAGCGAGAGGAGACCCCAGCGAGGGCUGCAUGCUCUCUGCUCGCUCGCCUGAGCAAUGAGCCGCGAUCCUCUUCCUUCUCCCUCCCCCACCCCGGGAGCCUCUCCCAGCAAGCCAUGAGCUCCUGCUCGCUUGACGGCUCUCUGAGCUGCCCCCUCGUGGCCCGUUUCCCUCCCUGAGCCUGCGGGAAGAAGCCACGGAAUGUACAUUUCCCGAGUAGCUUUGCGUGUAAAUCAGUGUAUACUUGAGAGGGAAAUUUUUCUAUCUUGUAGAGUAGGUAUUUUUUAUAGACAGGAGGUUGAUCAAUUUUUUUAAUACUUUAAAGAAGAGAGAAAUGUAUCUGUGUAUACACAUAAAUAUAUAUAUAUAUAUGUAUAAAGAUAUAAAUAUCAGAGAUCUGCCUUUCUCAACUUGGGAUGGUGUAUCCCAGUUAAUACAUGUUCUCUGUUGAUCACUAAGAGGUACUGUAACUGUAAAUAAAUCACCGGGAAAAGAGGUUUAAACAAAAAGCACUGACUUGCACACUGACCUUGCUUUAAGCCCCGAGGAAAACUGUACUUCCCCACAAAGGUCCUGUCUCCCUGCUGGUAUGUGAAGGAAACUCCAAGCAAGAGGCAAACCCAGUAUUGUCUGAGAUGAUGUAUUGAUUCUUGUCAAAUUAAAGCUGUUACAAUGAG